UGACCCCACACUUCAUUCACUUCACUCUCAAAUCAUUAGGCUCCUUCACAUUCGAUUCAGACGGUCUAAUAGCCCGAAGCCAUUUGCUCUCUUUAGGUGUCGUUUAGACUGUAGGUUGCGCUUAAGCACACCCCGCUGUCGAAGCCCAGAGCCCUCGGGAUAUUUUUAGCUCUGGUGAUGUCCGCUGUCAUCUAACGGAAAGAUCAUCCCGGAAUCACAGAGCGAAUCUCCACGGUGUCUGCGGGCGCUCGCUUGAGUCGCUUAAUCUAACAUGAGGGCUCAAAGCGCUUUUAUUAUAUGGACUGCGAUUGUUCUGCAUUCGUCUGUCAUCAAAGGUCAGACCAUGGACUCAUCUCCAGACGUGAGAUCCCCUCUGAAUGAAGUCACUCCGAAAGAUCGCAUGACUUCAGAAAGUGACAUUUUGGAAUCACGAGCCAGUACAGCCUAUCAAAGCGUCUCCUCUCCUUCAACUAAUUUGUCAACUGACGAGGUCAGACCUACUGUUCCUUCUCCAUCACAGUCAUCCAGAGACGCUGUAGUGCACAAUGACACCUCUCCUUCAUCAGCCAUCUCACAGACCCCGGAGCUACAAGAUGUCACCACCCUCAACAUGGACACAGCCUCAGUACCAGGUUCUUCUGCUAGCAGCCCGUCAAUUUCUUUUUUGAAGAGCACCGUUUCAGAUUCAGUAGCCACCACAGCUCCUGCAACAUCCAUCAGUCCAAGUGAAGGACCUCAGACUGUCUCUUCUUCAGCCAGCAGUGUGAUCCAGACAACACAAACAGCUCCACCAUUCACCACCACUUGCCCUCAGGCAUCUCAGAUCGCCCUGACCAGCAGUUCAAAGGUCACUGGACCUGCUCCUUUGGAAGACCAGGAUGAAUCUUCUGAACUGGAUGUGGGGGAUCAAGAGUCAGGGAAGGUUCCCCACCGCCCUACAUCGCCCCUGGACCCCCUGCUCGCUGCUCUGGUCACCGUUUUCAUUAUUUGCACUGCCAUGGUCUCAGCCGUCCUCUUCCUCAGGUUCCGUCAGAGGAGUGAGCAUCCAGAAUUCCACCGGCUUCAAGACCUUCCUAUGCAUGAUCUUCUAGAAGACACGCCUUUGUCAAGAUACACCUAUUAGCAAUCAGGGCUGCACGAUUAAUCAAAAAAUAAAAACAUAAAUAAAAAAAUCACGAUCUCGAUUCAUACAUAAAUGUGAUCUCAUUUCUAAAUGACAGCGAUUCACUUGCAUGUUUGUCCCUCCAUUCAGAUCACACUGCAUUCACUUAUUUACUUUACAACAAUCCAAGAUGCUAUCAGUCAGACUUAUUGGUCACAAUCACACAGUGUAAAACAAAACACUUAUAGAUGAAAAAUAUCAGUUUCUACCAAAAAUAUUAGUUGUCAGAAGAUGAAAGCGAUAUAUUUGUCAUAGUACACUUUCAAUGUUUAUGGGGAUUUCUCGCGUCAGCGCUGUUCAAUGCAUUGCAUCAGUGCCAUAGAUCUCUAUGAAGUGAAAUAUCAGCUUCAGCGUUACUAAGGUGAUGUGUUGCUAGUCGAUUGACGCUUGUGAGGUGGUGUUUAAUGAUGAUUAUAAAACGGAUAGUUCCGGUCCUUGAUUCUGAUUGGUUGU
Messenger RNA from Sinocyclocheilus anshuiensis, 1615 nucleotides. RefSeq names its product putative GPI-anchored protein PB15E9.01c. The record is from RefSeq and is a predicted model, not a curated record. The transcript has 5 exons. Lineage: Eukaryota; Metazoa; Chordata; Actinopteri; Cypriniformes; Cyprinidae. The coding region runs from base 272 to 1123 and encodes 283 amino acids.